UCUCACACCAUGUCCACCCGGAAGCGCACCCGUGACGAGGAGGACGAGGAGGAGCUCGUGUCCCUCCCCGAAGACGACGAUGGAGAAGAGGAAGAAGAAUAUGUCUCCACCGGCGACGAAGAGGAAAACGACGAUGACGACGGAGAAGAGGAGGAGGAAGAGGAGGAGGGCGACGAGGAGGAAGAGGGAGACGCCGAAGAAGCGGCUGAGCCUGCGGAUGCCCCAGUGAACGGCAAGCAGCCGCCACACAAGAAGCGCAAGACCGCUGAUGAGGGCGAAGAGGAGGCCAACGGCGAAGACCAAGAGGAGGAGGAAGAGGAAGAGGAAGAGGAAGCGGCAGAGGCCGAUGCCGAAGAGGCCGCCGAAGACGAAGCUGAAGAGGACAAGACCGAAGCUGCAGAGGAGACAGCCGAUGCCUCCGCCCCGGCCAAGGCCGUCAAGGCGCCCGAGGUGGCCCAGGCGACGGACACACCAGAGCCCAAGGCUGUGACGGCUGGAGGCGACGAGUAA
Trichoderma citrinoviride is the source of this 510-nucleotide messenger RNA. RefSeq lists its product as hypothetical. NCBI's taxonomy places the organism in Eukaryota, Fungi, Ascomycota, Sordariomycetes, Hypocreales, Hypocreaceae. The record is from RefSeq and is a predicted model, not a curated record. Bases 10 to 510 code for a protein of 166 amino acids. The transcript is spliced from 3 exons.